Microbotryum saponariae is the source of this 1842-nucleotide messenger RNA. NCBI's taxonomy places the organism in Eukaryota, Fungi, Basidiomycota, Microbotryomycetes, Microbotryales, Microbotryaceae. The record is from the annotation of a GenBank genome assembly.
AUGACCGCAACUAAGUUGGUGGAAACUCAAGGUGCCGAGUAUGGUGCCAUUAGGUGAGCGCUUGUGCCACCCGGUGUCCUGUCGUCCAUCCGGACGUCGUCUUGCAUUGGUGGGGCAGGGCAGUUGAGGCGCCCGUUCCCAGGCUCGAGCAUUGGCCUGCUGAGCACAGGGUUCGCAUGGCUACACGGGUGUGGAAGCGACGACGAAUAGUUCGAUGUGGCAAUCAGGUGAGGUGUGCUAAAAGGCUGCUUUUGUGCACUCCUUCUCGACCGCAGGACGGAGCUCGACCAAGAAGCCGUCGAACGCUACCUGGUCACGAACAUGCCGGGAUUCAAGUUAGGGAGCAUCCACCAGUUCUCAUUCGGACAGUCGUGAGUUCAGUACAUGCCUUUGCCUCAGCUCUGGGCUCUUCCUCCAAACACACCACUCAUUCGAACCGCUAUACGGAUCUGCAUCGCGAUCUGGCGGCCCUGCCCGGUCCCAACCCCACAUGCCUCGCCCCCCUUUCUGUGAAUAGGAACCCGACCUACCUCAUCAACUCGGCUUCGGACGCACCGCAGCAGUAUGUUCUCCGCAAGAAGCCGCCUGGAAAGCUCGUAUCCCAAACAGCGCAUGCCAUCGAGCGGGAGUACAAGAUCAUCAAAGCGAUCGGCGAGGAUGGGACCGUGCCCGUGCCCAAGGUCUACGCGCUGUGUCUCGACGCGAGUAUUCUUGGCACACCGUUCUAUGUCAUGGAGUACAUCAAGGUAGGUUUCACUGCGUUUGUGGCGUAUUGGAUGUUCAACAACCUCAUGCCCCGAUGCCUCACUCUUUGCAGGGUCGAAUUUUCACCGACGUGCGAAUGCCCGAGAUCGAGACCAAGGAGGAACGAACCAAGUGCUGGAUGAGCAUCAUCAAAACGCUUGCAUCUUUGCAUAAACUCAACCCAGACAAAAUUGGUUUGGGCGACUUUGGGUCAAAGGCACCGUUCUAUCCUCGCCAGAUCAAGUACGCGAGUUCCUAGGCUAGCGUAGUUCGGGUACAAAUGACACUGGUUUCCUGACCCCAAUUUUGGCGCGUUUCUCACUUUGCAGAUCCCUCAGUCGUGUCUCAAAGGCGCAGGCGCUUGUGAAAGACGAUGCCACGGGGCACGAAGUGGGCGAGAUUCCCGGCUUUGAUUUCCUCAUCGACUGGUACUCCAAAAAUGCUCCUGAGGGUCGCGGACUGGAGGGCGGGGUCAUUCAUGGCGACUUCAAAUGCGACAACAUGGUCAGUUUGAAAGAACCGAAGCAAAGUGACAAUAGAUAAGCGCAAUUUAAACGUACCUGAGCGCUUUGCAGAUCUUCCACCCCACCAAACCCGAAGUUAUCGGCGUUCUUGACUGGGAGCUAUCGACCCUCGGACACCCGUACUCUGAUCUUGCCAACUUGCUUCAGCCAUUCUACGUCCCUGAGCAAGAAGGUGGCCCCCGACCAUCCGCUUUGUCGGCCCUUCGGGACAUUUCCGAAGCCGAUCUCCCGAUCCCUUCGGCUGAACAACUCCUCAAGGCGUAUUGCAAGGAGAUGGGCCAACCGUACCCGCUUCAACGGUGGACUGCCGCGGUAUCUUUCGCCUUCUUCCGGGUGAGCAAAAUCAGAUACAUCUCAUGUCUGGACACGAACUUGCGACGCUGAGGCCAACCUAUGCUCGACCGCGUUCCCUCAGCUCGCCGUCAUUACUCAAGGAAUCGCUGCGCGAGCCGCCAAAGGUCAAGCCUCGAGUGCCAAAGCGAAAUCGUACUCGACAAUGUUCCCGCUUGUUGGUAUGCUUGCUGUUGACACCAUUGAGCGUGCUGGACAGACAGGAGGCGAUAGCAAGUUGUGA